Messenger RNA from Ixodes scapularis (black-legged tick), 1880 nucleotides. RefSeq names its product T-complex protein 1 subunit gamma (gene CCT3). Gene Ontology annotation, cellular component: chaperonin-containing T-complex. The coding region runs from base 122 to 1783 and encodes 553 amino acids. Gene Ontology annotation, molecular function: ATP hydrolysis activity; ATP-dependent protein folding chaperone; ATP binding. Gene Ontology annotation, biological process: protein folding. NCBI's taxonomy places the organism in Eukaryota, Metazoa, Arthropoda, Arachnida, Ixodida, Ixodidae. The transcript has 17 exons. The record is from RefSeq and is a predicted model, not a curated record.
CGCCAAUCGCGCGCAAAUAACUCGAGUUUGUCUCCGUAGGUGGCGGGGUGGGGCCACCGUUCUUUCCGUCGUUUUUCUGAGUGCUUUUGAGAUCGGCCUGCUCCAAAAACGUGUUUCCAAGAUGAUGGGCCGUGGGCAAGUUCCGAUUCUCGUUCUAAGCCAGAAUACCAAGCGAGAGUCCGGGCGGAAGGUUCAGAUCGAGAAUGUUCGAGCGGCUAAGGCAGUUGCGGAUGUCAUCCGAACUUGCCUGGGACCAAGGGCCAUGCUGAAGAUGCUGAUGAACCCGAUCGGAGGAAUCAUCAUGACCAACGAUGGCAACGCCAUCCUGCGCGAGAUCACGGUUCAGCAUCCGGCGGCCAAGUCGAUGAUCGAGAUCAGCCGCACUCAGGACGAGGAGGUUGGGGACGGGACGACCUCGGUCAUCAUUCUCGCUGGCGAGCUGUUGUCGGCUGCCCUGCCCUUCCUGGAACAGAACAUGCACCCGACGGUGAUCAUCGCUGCCUACCGCCAGGCCCUGGAGGACAUUGUGACCCUCCUGAGGGACAAGAUCAGCACUCCCGUGGAUGUGAACAACGAGGAGCAGAUGACGAACAUCAUCAAGAGCUGCAUCGGCACAAAAAUGAUCAGCAAAUGGGGGGACCUGGCCUGCAAGAUUGCGCUGGACGCAGUCAAGACCGUGUGCGUGGAAGAGAACGGCCGCAAGGAGAUCGACAUCAAGCGCUACGCCAAAGUGGAGAGGAUUCCCGGAGGCUCCAUCGAGGAGUCUUGCGUCCUUCGCGGAGUGAUGCUCAACAAGGACGUCACGCAUCCAAAAAUGAAGAGGAGGAUCGAGAAGCCACGCAUUGUUCUACUAGACUGCAACCUGGAAUACAAGAAAGGGGAGAGCCAGACGAACAUAGAGAUCCUGCGGGAGGAGGACUUCAGCAAGAUCCUGGAGAUCGAGGAGCAGUACAUCCAGCAGAUCUGCGCCGACAUCAUCAAGCUCAGGCCGGACGUUGUCAUCACGGAGAAGGGCGUGUCCGAUCUGGCUCAGCAUUACUUGAUGAAGGCAAAUAUCUCGGUUGUACGGCGCGUGCGCAAGUCUGACAACAACCGGAUAGCUAGGGUGUGCGGAGCCACCAUCGCCAACCGCACGGACGAACUCAAGGAAGAGGACGUCGGGACCAAGGCAGGGCUCUUCGAAAUCAAGAAGAUCGGCGAGGAGUACUUCUGCUUCCUGACGGAGUGCGAGGAGCCCAAGGCGUGCACGAUCCUGCUGCGGGGGGCAUCCAAAGACGUGCUGCAGGAGGUGGAGCGCAACCUGCAGGACGCCAUGGCGGUGGCACGUAACGUGAUGCUCGAGCCCCGCCUGGUGCCCGGAGGGGGCGCCGUCGAGAUGGCCCUGGGACACCACCUGACAGAGAAGGGCAAGAGCAUCACCGGGGUCCAGCAGUGGCCGUAUCGCGCUGUGGCCAAGGCCUUCGAGAUCAUCCCGGCCACCCUGGUACAGAACUGCGGGGCAAACACCAUCCGGGCACUGACCGCCCUCAGGGCCAAGCACGCUUCGGGCGACGACGUGAACUGGAGCAUUGACGGCGAGACCGGCAACAUUGUGCCCACAAGCGAGCUGCAAGUCUGGGAGCCCCUGGUGGUCAAGCUGCAGGCCUACAAGACUGCCCUCGAGACCGCCAUCCUGCUGCUGCGGAUCGACGACAUUGUUUCCGGCUCGAAGAAGAAGGACAAGGGGGAUGGAGACCAGGGGGGUCCGGCCCCCGCACCGACGGAGGAGUCCAUGAAGGAGUGAGGGUUCCGUCCACUCGACCCCCAACAACCCGAGAGGGAGAUUUUCCUCGUCGUGGGCCAAUAAAGAACCAAAGGACGAAAGUCUGUUUUCUCAUUGC